GGUCCAGCAACUAGGAGAGGAAGGAGGUGCGGGAGGUGCGGCAGGUCCAGCAACAAAGACAGGGAGGCAUCAGAGAGGCGAAGGCAGACUACAGGAGGAGGAUAGAGGACCACCUGAACAGUAACAACAGCAGACAGGCAAAGCAUGGCAAUAUCAACUGCCCCAACUCAUUCACAUGAAUGGGCCUGCUCAUCUGUGAACUUGAGCUCCUGGAGUAUGUGGGUGUGUCAGAGCCUGUUAUCAGCGUUUGUAUCAAGAGCAGAAAAACAACAAAACAUAUUUAUGAGAACAGGAACCGAAGACAUGCCAAUGAAGUGUUGAUUGCCAGCACAACAACACACAGAAUUCUCCAGCACAAAGGCAUGGGAAGAUCACAAUCUAAGGAGCAUCCUCCUCCUUCUCCUCCCUCCUCUCCACUGCUGCAAAAACCCUGGAGGGAACUGGAGUGGAACAAAAGGGAUGAGCUGAUAGACCAUUUAAGAAGAUUUCAGAUCAGCAACCCAGAUGUGAAGCAUCUCCGUAUCCUGGUCUAUGGUCCAGUGGGAGCAGGGAAGUCCAGCUUCAUCAACUCCAUCGACUCCAUCUUCCAGGGCCGGAUGACCAGUGGAGCCAUAGCUGAAGCAUGUGCUGGACACAGCUUCACAAGGAUCUAUAAGACCCACAAAAUCAAAGAUGGAGAAUAUGGAUCCCAUUUACCAUUCGUCAUCAGUGAUGUUAUGGGUCUGGAAAGAGGAGAUUCUGAAGGGGUGCAAACAAAAGACCUCACAAAGAUCUUGAAGGGUCACACCAAAGAAGGUUAUGUGUUCUAUCCACCACCACGUCUACCGGAGAAGGACAAAGAUUACAACAAAGCUCCAGGUCUGAGUGACAGGAUUCACUGUCUGGUCAGCGUCAUUCCUGCAGACACCCUCCUCUGGUGUGCUGACAGCAGUAAAAUUUCUGACCAUGCCAUGCGGGAAAAGGAUGAAGCCUUCAUCCAAAAGAUGAAAGAUGUCAGAGCAUAUGCCAGCAUGAUUGGCAUCCCUCAAAUUGCCAUCCUGUCAAAAGUGGAUGAGGCAUGUCCUGAGGUCCAGAAUGACAUUAAGAUGAUCUACAGAAGCAAAAUCAUCCGGGAGAAGGUUUUGAAGAACUACCAUGAGGAGAAUCGUCUGAACGAUGAUAUGGAUGUGCUGCUGCUGUCUGCAUUGAAAGAGAUCCUGAACUUCGCCAAUGACCAUGUGGCAGAGAUGAAAAGAGAAGAGAGACACAAUUCACUGUGUUUUACUCUGCAGGGGAAAAUGGGGCUUUUCUUUUCCAACCAACUACCACCACCUGCUGAUCCAGAAUCUCCAUUGAUGGACAAUAGCUGGUGUGAAGUAAACUGGGAACAAAAUCAAACCAUGAUGAAGGACAGUUUGAGGACACUUCAAAUUAGGAACCCUGAAGUUCAGCAUCUCCGGAUCCUUGUUGUUGGCCCUGCUGGAGCCGGAAAAUCCAGCUUCAUCCAUUCUAUGCGAAGCAUCCUGCAGAACCAGAUGCUCAACUCGGCUCUCACAGUUGCAUCAACCUCAGUUGAAAGCUUCACAACAACCUACACCACCAGCAGAUUUGAAGAUGAUCGUGGAAGGCCUUUUCCAUUUGUUACCAGUGAUGUCAUGGGCCUGGAGCCUGGAAAGGUUGCUGGAGUCCAGCCUGAGGACAUUGUCAACACUUUGAGAGGUCACAUCAAAGAGGGCUACACGUUUAAUCCCAGAAAACCAUGCUCAGAAAGAGAUACAACAUACUGGAAUAGCAACCCAAGUUUGAGUGACAUGGUUCACUGCUUGGUGUUUGUCAUGUCAGAAGAACACUUCAUCUUAAAUUGCAGCACUGAUCAAAACACAAAUGCUCACAACAUACUUUUCCAGAGGCUAGAAGAAAUUCGACGAAAAGCUUCCGAUUUGAUGAUCCCUCAAAUAGCCAUCUUGACAAAAGUGGAUGUGGCUUGUCCUACUGUGAAGAAAGACAUCAAACUGAUCUACAAGAGCAAGUCAAUCUUCCGAAAGGCACAAGCAUGUAGUCAUGCCUUAGGAGUCCCUAUGAGCUGCAUCUUCCCAGUGAAGAACUACCAUAUGGAGAAACAGCUCAACCCUGAUGUGGAUGCUGUGCUGCUGUUCACACUGGGAGAGAUCCUGAGAUUUGCCAAUGCCUGUGAAGGACAUCAAUAAGCAUGAGGAGAAGACGUCAGGAGAAGAGGCAUGAACUCUCUCACUGACUUGGCAGUGGGGGAGGACCAAUGUAGCACUGGCACACAGUAAACCCUGUAGAUUUGUGGUCCAUGUAAUAAUUCCUUAUAUUGAAAUUAGCCUGUGUCCUGUAUGAAUCACACAGCUAAAUGCGUACAAUAUAUAUAUAUAUUCUUUUAACAAAGCAUUUUUUGGGGGUAAUCGUGGUGAUUUUAUAUUACCUACAGUACUACCAUGCUAGUGUUUAUCAAGUUAUAAUCUUGCUAUCAUGAUCAACAAAUAAACAUGUUUGUCUUUUUUGUUCUGCUUGUAUUAUGCAUUUGAGCCAGCACAAUUCAGGGAAAUUAACAUCACUCCUCUUGUAGACCUCUUGAUAAAGAUCACAAUUACAUUUUUUUACAAGA
Messenger RNA from Sardina pilchardus (European sardine), 2608 nucleotides. RefSeq lists its product as uncharacterized. The coding region runs from base 180 to 2186 and encodes 668 amino acids. The record is from RefSeq and is a predicted model, not a curated record. Lineage: Eukaryota; Metazoa; Chordata; Actinopteri; Clupeiformes; Clupeidae. The transcript is spliced from 17 exons. Gene Ontology annotation, biological process: immune response.